AUGAUUAGAAGACAAGCCAGAGAGAGAAGAGAAUACCUAUACAAAAAAUCUCUUGAGCUACAAGAGCAAGCUCAGCUUGAGAAAAGACAAAAAUUGAAGGCAGCACUCGCGUCUGGAAAACCUCUUUCUAAAGAACUUAGUGAAGACGUUGAACUUCACAAAAACUUUCGUUUUGACGAAAGUGAACAAGCUGAAAUUGAUGACGAAUACCUGGCACUCAGUGGUGUGAAUGACCCAAGAAUAAUUGUUACUACAUCUAGAAACCCGUCUGUGAAGUUGCUACAGUUCUCGAAAGAGAUCAAGUUGAUGUUCCCAAACUCCAUGAAGCUAAAUAGAGGUAACUAUAUUAUUCCUGAGUUGGUGAAGUCUUGUGCGAGAGCCGCAAUCAACGACUUGAUCGUUCUUCACGAACACAGAGGUGUUCCCACAUCUUUGACUGUCUCACAUUUUCCCCACGGUCCAUCUGCCAUUUUCACUUUGCAUAACGUCAAAUUGAGACAUGAUUUGCCCAACAUUGGUAAUAUUUCAGAAGUUUAUCCGCAUUUAAUUUUUGAGAACUUUACCACAAGAUUGGGGCAGAGAGUGGUAAAAAUUUUAAAGCAUUUGUUUCCACCAGGGGCGAAAAAGGAUAGUUCAAGAGUUAUCACAUUCAUCAACAAUGAUGAUUUCAUUAGUGUCAGACACCACGUUUAUGUGAAAACCAAAGACGGCGUGGAGUUGAGUGAAGUUGGACCAAGAUUCGAAAUGAAGCUCUAUGAAUUGAGAUUGGGCUUGAUUGACAAUAAGGAUGCCGAUGUUGAGUGGAAGGUCAGAAGGUUUGUCAGAACAGCAAACAGAAAGAACUAUUUGGCUGAGUAG
Messenger RNA from Clavispora lusitaniae ATCC 42720, 858 nucleotides. RefSeq names its product snoRNA-binding rRNA-processing protein (gene IMP4). NCBI's taxonomy places the organism in Eukaryota, Fungi, Ascomycota, Pichiomycetes, Serinales, Metschnikowiaceae. The record is from RefSeq and is a predicted model, not a curated record. Gene Ontology annotation, cellular component: small-subunit processome; nucleolus; Mpp10 complex. Gene Ontology annotation, molecular function: snoRNA binding; rRNA primary transcript binding. Gene Ontology annotation, biological process: rRNA processing.